GUAGUUCCUUGUUCCUUUCGACUUCGUCCGAAGAGAACACCUGUGACAUCAUCAAGCCAAUCCACGAGCUCGGCUGGAUUCGACACAACAUUCCGGAGCGAAUCGGACGGGCUGGAGGGAUAUUGUCGAAGUCGACGAGCUGCAACAGAAACAAGAAUAAAGGAUGCAAACUUGAGUCCAACCGACAGUCGGCAGUUGGAAGGCACAAGCAGAACAAGGGUGAACGGAACUUGGAUGGAGUUUGUCCAAUCAUGGCUCCUAUGACUGACAAGGCUCCGCUAAUAGGUCUUCAAGAGCGGGAGAAAUCUCAAGAUGAACCUGUCAAGAAUGGAUCCAUGCCCAGUCCAACCACAUCCCAGCCACCAUCCAGAAAAACCAGCACCCACGAGAUCGUGUCAUGUUUUCGAAGUGGCGGCUCGAUCAAUGUACCGAGAAAGAUUUCCCAAGGCCCUCUCCAAUCCUUUAUUCCCAAAGGUGGGCCCACCAUGGAGAACGUCCAAGACGAAAUUAAGGCCAGAUUCCGGCGAGGCUACAGCAAAGUGAAGGCCGUCAACUCGUUCAAGGAUCAAGUGCCUCCCGUCAAAAAGGCUUUACCAAAGACCCAAGCCACAUCAGCUACACACCAAUGCAAAGAAACGACUAAUGCUGAGCGACAAACGGCAGAUGUGAUCAAUGAAAAGCCAUGCAAGGCUGCAAAUCCGAUUACCAUGAAACAAAUAAACCACACUGAUCACAUGAUAAAUGGUCCAUCAUAUGUCGGGAAAACAUCGUCACAUAUUCAAAUAUCUCAAGAUCACAUUGAACCCAUCUUGGUGACAAAGAAAACGUCUGCACAUACUCAGCACAAUGCACAAACAUGGCCGCUCGAUAUGCCGGUUUCGGAGGCAUCCAACCAUCUCCCAUCAAUAGAAAACCAGCCUGACCAGGCAGAAUCUUCUUUCCCACUCACUUCCAGUUCUUCUCGUCCACUUCGAUCCCUCCCACAAACCAAUCUCAAUCACCCUAAUCUUAAUUUAUCGUCUAUCACAGUGGUUCAAAACCUGCCCCUCGAAGAAAUGGGAGAUUCGCACAAGGCGUCCGAAGUCGUCGAGAUGGAAUCUGUCCGAGUGCCAGUCGACCCGAGAGUGGAAGAGAAAGUACAAAAACCUGAACUCAAUGCCGACAAGGAGAGUGAAUUGGACGAUGAGGACGAGAUUAAACCUGUCAAAGACAUCAUAGUCAAAAGGAAGCCCAAACUCCAGAAGAUUGAGACUGUCGACUCGAUCAACGAGCUUACUCCAAGUCCAUUGGUGGUGAGUGAUCUGCCCAAUAGAGGUAUUGUCAAUGCUCUUUUUAGUGCCAGUUUCGUGGCGGCUUCCGUUCUUCAGGCUCAAUACAACGAAGACGAUGAAAAUGGAGAUUCGUACGGGAUGCAGGUUCAAAACCCGGGAACAGCAAAAAUCGAUCGCUCGCAUAGACUCUCCACGGCCAAUAGUUUCGACUCGAACCACUGCAAGCAAAGCGAAGAUCUCUCCGACCUAAUCAAUAUUAACAAAGAUGAAGGCCUGGAACAAACAAAGGGAAAUUCUAUUCCUUCCACCAAGGUCGAGAGUUCACACAUGAUUGAGGAAGAGAAAGUCGACAAAAUCGGCAAGACGGCUCGAGAAGACAAUGGAAAACGGAAAUCACCCUCGCCCAUGACAGCCAUUUGGGAGCCAUCCAAUUUGGCCGAGUCUCAAGGGAUCUUGCCUGGAAUUGCGGAGCAUCCACAUGCAAAUCAAAGGUCAAAUGAUACCGCUCAAGCAGAUUGGCCAACGGAUCAAUCCCCGGUGGUGUCUCAACCCUCUGCCGGAAACGAACCUUCAAGGCCAACGACGUCCUUGGAAGGUGUCAGUCGGAGACGGAAGUUCUCGGAAGAGUUCAAGUCUCGCGCUCAAGACCGAGAGAAAAGAGUUUCUCGCUUAGAGGAGAUCCGUCAGAUGGAACGGGAAUUGGAGCCCAAAAAGCGCUCUGAGGAUGGAAUGGAUGAGGGAAACGUUCCUCCAGAAGCUGAAGUACGAUCUUGUAGUAAACAUUCUCGAUGCCAUUGUUAUCUGUUUUCGAUUCCUAACGCCUUCCGGAUGUAUGGUUUGAUAUCCUAAAUGUGAUGCACAAUUUGUAUUAACCUUUCUUACUCACGAUAGCCAGUCCAGUUUUUGAGAAUAAACUAUUCAUGAAUGUUUUCCCUAACCAAAAAACAAUAA
Molecule: messenger RNA, 2222 nt
Organism: Tigriopus californicus
Lineage: Eukaryota; Metazoa; Arthropoda; Copepoda; Harpacticoida; Harpacticidae
Product: microtubule-associated protein futsch-like
Exons: 3
Coding region: 252-2120 (622 amino acids)
Source: RefSeq, a predicted model, not a curated record